UUCUAAGUCAAAAUCUCCAUUUGGGUCCUGCUAGUUUUUUAUUUUGUACUUUUAACUCUCUCUAAAUCUUGAAAAUAUUACUACUGUUCUUGAAAUAUUUGGUCAUGGCUUCAUCAAGUGGAACAUCAUCAGGGUCAUCAUUAUUUCUUCAAAACUCAGGCUCAGAAGAAGAUCUUCAGGAAUUAAUGGAUCAGAGGAAGAGGAAGAGAAUGAUAUCAAACAGAGAAUCAGCUCGAAGAUCAAGGAUGAGAAAACAGAAGCAUUUGGAUGAAUUAAUGGCCCAAGUUACAACACUAAGAAAACAAAAUAACCAGAUUUUGACAAGUAUGAAUGUCACCACACAACAUUAUCUUAAUGUUGAGGCUGAAAAUUCAAUCUUGAGAGCUCAAUUAGCUGAAUUAAGCCACAGGCUUGAGUCACUCUAUGAAAUUAUUACUUUCUUGGAAGCCAAUAACAAUUGUAAUGGUCUUGCCAAUAUGGACCAUAAUCAAGAAGAGCCUUAUAGCUUCAAUUUUGCACAAAAUGAACCUAUGGUUGAUGGGUUCAACAUGACCAAUUCUUGGAAUUAUCUUUGUGCCAAUCAGCCUAUUUUGACUGCAGAUGUCUUGUUGCAGUACUAAUUUGUCGGACCAGUGAAUUCUGAAUACUGAGCGGCCAGCUGGUUAUAUCGGAUGGUUGAAGAGAAAGAAUCAAGAGAUAGAAUCCUUUUUCUAAGCAAUAGAUCUAAGAUAAAAAUAUGUAUCAAGUAGUAGAGAAGUAUUAGUACUUUUGUUAAGCUUUGUCAAGUGGUGUUAAGAAUAAAUUCCGUUUGAGGGAAAUAAUAGUAGUAACUAUUGGUGUUCUUGUACAUGAUGUGGGGUUUGUUAUCUCACCUUUGGGGUCCCUCUUUCAAGAACUUAUGAAGUUGUAUUUGGGAAGUUUGUUUCUUUAUUGAUGUAAUAUAAUAUAAUAUUAUUAAUAACCA
Nicotiana tabacum (common tobacco) is the source of this 964-nucleotide messenger RNA. Its product is annotated as bZIP transcription factor 44-like. Gene Ontology annotation, molecular function: DNA-binding transcription factor activity; transcription cis-regulatory region binding. Gene Ontology annotation, biological process: positive regulation of DNA-templated transcription. NCBI's taxonomy places the organism in Eukaryota, Viridiplantae, Streptophyta, Magnoliopsida, Solanales, Solanaceae. Gene Ontology annotation, cellular component: nucleus. The record is from RefSeq and is a predicted model, not a curated record.